AUGAACCCGGGCAGAGCCCUGGCCGCGAGGCUGGCGAAAAGCUCUCACCCUCCACGACUGGUAGCGCCCACCAAUCGGGACAAAGUGUGGCGAGACAGCGAACUACGGGAUCUACAUCAGACAAGGAUGAUCGUCGCCACAGCCGCGGAGCUGAACGGCGGCUGGAGCCAACGAGCGUCGUCGCCGCAGAUGCAGCCGUCGCUGGAGGUGAUGGGCCUCGUGGCUCUGGCACCGGUGACGCCGGAGUUUCUCGUCCUGGAUCGCCACGCCCUCCCAGCCAGAAGAGCCUCUCGCAGGUACGACUCCUCCGCCUCGGUCGGGCCUUUCGGCGGCACCUGCACAGAUUUUAGAUCCGGCAAAGGCUCCAGCUUCGACAAAGGCUUCACCCCCAGCAAGGGCUCUAACUCCAGCAGAGGCCUCACCCCCAGCAGAGGCACCACUACCAGCAAAGGCUUCAACAACAGCAACGGCACCGGCGCCACGACGACCCCAACCGCCUUCAUCUGCCUUCGUAUCCACAUCACCACGCCCUUCGAUUGGCUCGAGCUCCUUCAAGCCACCGAGGCCUUCAUGGUGCUCCAACAAAUGGAACUGCGUAGCUUCGUCUUGAUGGCGGACCUGAACGGUGUCCAUGAUCGCCUGCACCCGCUCAUGACCAGGGAGGGCAUGGAAGCCGCGCCUGCUCGUGCGGGCCGUUUCCGCCGCGCCGUCGUGGACAAGCACAUUGAAUUCUUCGGCCCCUUGCGCAUCGAUCAUCUGUCCCUCGUGCUCGAGGUCAUGAGGGAGAAGCUGGAUGGGCUGUGGGAGGUUGGCCGCCGGGCUGUCAGGGAGCCCGAAUGGAUCGAGGAAAGAUACGCGCGGCACGCCCGGUACGCCAUGGUGUAG
Hirsutella rhossiliensis is the source of this 885-nucleotide messenger RNA. RefSeq lists its product as uncharacterized. The record is from RefSeq and is a predicted model, not a curated record. The transcript is spliced from 3 exons. NCBI's taxonomy places the organism in Eukaryota, Fungi, Ascomycota, Sordariomycetes, Hypocreales, Ophiocordycipitaceae. Bases 1 to 885 code for a protein of 294 amino acids.